AUGGUGCGGAACCAUGGUCUCACAGUGUGCAUCAAAGACGAGAGUGGCGUGCCGUUCAAAGAGCAGCUGCCAAGCAGCGAAGAACCGCGCAAUUACAGGCACCGACUAAUCAGCGCAGAGCCCGGCACUGAGUUCAGUGUGAGCCUCACUAUAGACGACGAUUUCGACUGGCGGGAAGCAGACUCAUUGUUCGUAGCUAUUGCAUACGACGAUGGCCAGAGCGAGAGUCUCCGAAAGUCUCGCUUGACUCAAGCCCAUGCCAUAGAGAAGCGUGGUUCACAUAGUGGAGAAUAUUCUUUCACCACCGUUGCAACUUGGGGGCAUCAAGGCUCGGAGUGCCUCGAAUACGCAUACCAAAUGCCAGGUAGCGUUAGUGUUCGCCCGAGCAGCGUUGGCUACUCGUCAUAUGUUAAUGAGCUUGCCUCCUUCCGAGGUUGCGUGUCUGUGUAUGUGCUACGUGGCCACAAAUCUCGCCCGGCCGACCCACCAGCAAAGACGCAAUUGGACUUGAAAAAAUCCCGUAAGGCGGAGAAACAAGACAGAUUCGAGGCAUUACGGAAGACCAAAUGUGCUUCCAAUGCUGGACAGUCACUUACCGCUUCGGGAGAAAAAAGCAAGCCUUUCGCAAGAGUCAGCAUCGAUUACUUCCAGGGGCAGGGCCCUGUGAGGAAAGGUCUCUGCAAAUUCCACUUUGGAAACACAAGUCAGUCCGCCAGAUGCUUCAGUACAGCAUUUACGCAUGUCAGAACUAACGCCUAUCCAGAAGCCGAUCCCAAGUCGAGCGUCAUACCCCCUUCACCACCAACCAAUGCGAUGCAAAAAGCAAAGAAGAAGCGCAAAGCUCCACCUCUGAGCCAGAAGCCAGAAAAGAAGGCUAAAAAGGGCAAGAAGAUCUAUGACAGCGAAGAUGAGGACGAUGAGGAGGUUUUGCCGCAGACCGGGAUGGUGGCGAUCAAAAAUGAGCCUCAGCCAGAAGUGCCGGUACCUGUCGCUGGCAGAGCUACGCGUCGGUUCAACGAGAACUCUAGUGCGCCGCAAGCUGCAGAUAGCACGAGUGGCCAGUCAAAGAGAAAGAGGGAGCUGGAGAUGCGAUUGCGGGAGAUCAAAUUGGAGCAAGAAGCGAUUCAAGUCGAGAGGCAGCUCAUGGAGUUUGACGACUAG
Zasmidium cellare ATCC 36951 is the source of this 1161-nucleotide messenger RNA. RefSeq lists its product as uncharacterized. NCBI's taxonomy places the organism in Eukaryota, Fungi, Ascomycota, Dothideomycetes, Mycosphaerellales, Mycosphaerellaceae. The record is from RefSeq and is a predicted model, not a curated record. The coding region runs from base 1 to 1161 and encodes 386 amino acids. The transcript is spliced from 3 exons.